AUGGUGCUGCUGCAGCAGCAGCAGCAGCAGCAGCAGCAAGAGAAGCAGCAGCAGCACCAAAAGCAGCAGCAGCAGCAGCAGAAGCAGCAGCACCAACAACAACAGCAGCAGCAGCACCACCACCACCACCACCACCGCCAGCAACAGCAACAGCAGCAGCAGCAGCAGCAGCAGCAACAGCAGCAGCAGCAGCAGCAGCAGCAGCAGCAAACAUACAAUAUGUCUCCUGAGGGUUUCAUACGUGGUGAGUAA
Molecule: messenger RNA, 252 nt
Organism: Eimeria mitis
Lineage: Eukaryota; Apicomplexa; Conoidasida; Eucoccidiorida; Eimeriidae
Exons: 1
Coding region: 1-252 (83 amino acids)
Source: RefSeq, a predicted model, not a curated record